AUGGCAGCAAGUAUACCGUUAUCAACGGCAGUGCCUGCAUCGGAGGUGACUAUCAAUGUAGCGUGCAGAAAUUUAAUGGACAAAGAUGUCUUUUCCAAAUCCGAUCCAAUGGCUGUACUCUAUGUGCAAGAUAUAAAUCAACGAUACAGAGAGCUUGGUAGGACAGAAAGUAUCAAAGAUAGCCUGAACCCGAGUUUCGUCAAAUCCUUUGUAAUGCCAUACCUAUUUGAAGAAUGCCAAAGACUUCGUUUCGAGAUCUAUGACGUGGAUUCCGCCUCUGCCAAACUUGAUAGACAUGACUUUCUUGGUCGCCUUGACUGUACACUUGCGGAAAUUCUUACUAAUGGUGGAAAGAUAGAAAAACCUUUAGAGGCCACCCCAAAAAGUAAAAAGAGUACUAUUACAGUAACGGCUGAAGAAGUUAAUCCUUGUAAUGAUCUGGUAACGAUUGAAUUUCGUGGAAAGCAUUUAGACAAGAAGGAUUUAUUUGGUAAAUCAGAUCCAUUCUUGGUAAUACAUCGAAUGAAUGCUGAUGGCAGCUACGUUGCUGUACACAAAACCGAAAUAAUUAAGAAUACAUUAAAUCCUUCCUGGAAAAAGUUUACGAUCAGUGCCAAGAAAUUAUGUAAUGCGGACUAUACCAGGUCUCUCAAAAUUGAAUGCUACGACUGGGAUAGUGACGGCAGCCAUGAUCUGAUUGGUAUAUGCUAUAUCGUUUUGCAAGAACACCGGCAUCAGAAUUUUCCAGUAUCUUUCGAGUGCAUCAACCCUAAGAAGAAAGAAAAGAAGAAAAAGUAUAAAAAUUCCGGCGAAAUCCAAAUUACAAAGUUAGAGAUCUUAGAACAGCCGUCGUAUUUAGAUUUCAUUCGUGGCGGGAUGCAAGUUAAUUUUACAGUUGGCAUCGAUUUUACGGCUUCAAACGGAGAGCCAAGGAGAGCAAAUUCACUUCAUUACAAUGUUCCUGGUCAAGAAAAUUUAUAUAUGAAAGCUUUAAAAGCUGUUGGUGAAGUUUGUCAGGAAUAUGACACUGACAAAAUGUUUCCAGCUCUUGGAUUUGGAGCACGUUUACCGAAUGGAGUAGUAUCACACGAAUUUUACUUGAAUGGUACUCCAGAUAACCCAUAUUGUUCGACCGUUGAUGGUGUUUUAAACGCUUACUUAAUGAGUAUAAAUUCGGUUCAGCUCUAUGGGCCUACCAAUUUUGCCCCAAUAAUUAAUCACGUUGCUCGAUUUGCAGCUACUAGUCAUCAAAACCCUGGCAGUAGCUAUUGUGUUCUACUUAUGCUAACUGAUGGCGUCAUAUCAGAUAUGGUGCAAACCAAAGAAGCCAUCGUUAAUGCUUCCUAUUUACCCUUAUCGAUCAUAAUUGUUGGUAUCGGAAAUGCUGAUUUUGCAGCCAUGGAUGUUUUAGACGCCGAUGAUGAGCCGCUGUUGUCUAGAGGAAGAGCUGCAGUCCGCGACAUAGUUCAGUUUGUACCAUUUUCAAAGUUUUUAGUAAAUGGUGCAGUAACAACCUUGAGUUCUGUUCAGCUCGCUAAGGAAGUAUUGGCUGAGAUACCAGAUCAAGUUUUAUCAUAUAUGAGGAUGAAUCAUGUAAAGCCGAAUCCUCCCCCAUCGUACCAGUCAUACCAGCAAUAA
This is a messenger RNA of Trichoplax adhaerens, 1638 nucleotides long. RefSeq lists its product as uncharacterized. NCBI's taxonomy places the organism in Eukaryota, Metazoa, Placozoa, Uniplacotomia, Trichoplacea, Trichoplacidae. Bases 1 to 1638 code for a protein of 545 amino acids. Gene Ontology annotation, cellular component: plasma membrane. The transcript has 24 exons. Gene Ontology annotation, biological process: cellular response to calcium ion. The record is from RefSeq and is a predicted model, not a curated record. Gene Ontology annotation, molecular function: calcium-dependent phospholipid binding.